AUGGGCCAGGAGGAACAGCCCAAGUGUCCUGUCGAUCACACUACCCGUGAAGCGUGGCUCCAGAAAACAUCUGACUCAGUAAGCAAGACUAACACCACAGAAGACCAACCGAAAUGUCCAGUAGAUCACAGUGCCCGUUCUGUUUGGGCGAAUAAGGUUUCUGUACUGGUUCCAGAUGCUAUAGAGAUUGAUGCGAGCAAACCUGGAGCUUCUAACGAAGGCUGCUCGUCGGAUACAUUGAGUUCUGUCGCUGCAGAUUCCGCCAUAGCUUCAAAUGUAGAUUUACCCACCGAAAGAGCCACCAGUUCGAUUCCCAGGACGGCUGCCGGUUCCAACUGGGUAUAUCCGUCACAAAAGCAGUUCUACGAUGCAAUGAAAAGAAAGAAGUGGAAUCCUGAAGCUAAGGAUAUGGAGACUAUAGUACCUAUCCAUAAUGCUGUGAACGAAAGAGCUUGGAUCCACAUCUUGAACUGGGAGAGAAACAACUACGAUGAAGCUGUAAAGAUGUGCGGAGGAAUCACUUUGACAAGUUUCAAGGGAGAUCUGAAGAAAUUGACACCCAGAGCCUGGAUCAACUCUACUUUCUUAGGCUAUCAAAAGCCUUUUGAUAGACACGACUGGAAAAUCGAUCGUUGCGGCAAGGAAAUUGAGUAUGUGAUAGACUUUUACGGAGGAGCAGGUAAAGGAGCAUCCUUUUAUUUGGACGUGAGACCCAAGUUGAAUACAUGGGAGGGUGUUAAGUUGCGUUUGACCAGAGCCGUGGGAUGGUCGUGA
Scheffersomyces stipitis CBS 6054 is the source of this 774-nucleotide messenger RNA. It is a transcript of the gene CYT2, whose product is annotated as cytochrome c1 heme lyase. The record is from RefSeq and is a predicted model, not a curated record. The transcript is spliced from 2 exons. Bases 1 to 774 code for a protein of 257 amino acids. NCBI's taxonomy places the organism in Eukaryota, Fungi, Ascomycota, Pichiomycetes, Serinales, Debaryomycetaceae. Gene Ontology annotation, cellular component: mitochondrion. Gene Ontology annotation, biological process: cytochrome c-heme linkage. Gene Ontology annotation, molecular function: holocytochrome-c synthase activity.